GUCCUCCUCGUUUCUGGUGGGAUUGAGCCCACAGCUCAUCGUGCUGCUAGGGUUUGCCUGGGACAUAUGUAGUAGGAACACCCGACGCUGACGCCUGCGGGACCUUCUCCGACUCGGAAAGAUCGCCACACCCGUGGCUUCGUCUGGGAAACAUCUACCCCCUCUUCCUCCUCAUUCGCGAAUGGUUUUUUCUCCAGAUGACCGUCUCCGUCAAGCGGCCGCAGUAAAACGCUGAUUCGUGCCGCCUGCUUACGAGCUUUAUCUCCUUAUGCGACAUAGGGCACGCCUCGGGAGCAUCUUUUCGGGUCCUUUCACCACAUCUCGGCGCCUAACAUCAGUAAAAUUACUGAGCAGCCUCUCGCAAUUGCCGAUCCUCUGGAGAACUCAACCUAUCUUUAGGGUCUGCCGAGCUUUCCUCACAAAUCUGACAAAGCUUCUAUAUCAUCUACAUUGUGUGGUGCUCUUGGAUUUGAACGCUAAAGAAGAACCGCCAGGGCUGACGACCGGGACUCAGAAGAUAUAUAAUAUGGCUGCUAUGACGGGCUUCAGACCAUUUCAACCGAACAUAACCCUUUGCCAGCUCGCCUAAAACGUCGUCGCAUCCAACAUCAUGUCUUUUAGCACUCUACUCUCCACCAGCAAAAUCUCCACCCUCCUCACCUCCACCGCAUCUCGCCCCAUCGACAUCGCCCUCCUCUCCCUGCUCACUCUCGUUCUUCUAAAGUAUUUUACGUCCACUCGCAGUCGCAUAUGCACAACCCCACUCCGCGGCCCGCCCUCCUCUUCCGUCCUGUACGGCGUCGCCCGCGCCAUCGAAGACGCGCCGGAUCCCGCAGUCCUCUAUGAAGAAUGGGAGCGGACGUACGGCGGGGUAUAUAAAGCCCCGUUCACGCUCGGCAUGCACAGGCUCGUGUUGUGCGACCCCCGUGCGCUCGCGCACAUGUGGGCAAGAGACACGACUGGGUACGGGUUUCAGCCAGGAGUUAGUCUAUUGCUAGAGAACAUUAUGGGCAAGGGGCUGUUCUGGGCACACGGCGACACGCACAAGAGACAACGCAAAGCCCUCUCCCCCGCAUUCAGCCACUCCGCCCUGCGCAAACUAACGCACAUCUUUUAUGACUCAACGUACAACGUCACCCGCUCUUGGAAUGCCAUCCUAGACAAAUCCGGUGCGGACGGCAGCAUCAUCGAAGUGCAGCGCUGGAUGGGCACCAUCGCGCUCGACUCCAUCGGCCUCGGCGGCUUCUCGCACGACUUCCGCGCGACUGUGGGCGACCCCACCGUGCACACCUCCGAAUCCGAGGUAGCCAAGAUCUUCCACGCGCUUGGCGAACACCCCUCGAAGCUCUACAGGCUUCUCAUGCUCCUCAGCUACGCGAUUCCGUGGGUGAUGCACCUCCCCGUCGCGCAGAACCGGAACAGCUGGCGGUUCAAUAGUGCGAUGGGCGAGGUCGCACGGGGGCUGUUUGAUAAGGUGAAGGGAGGGGAUGGGGUCGAGGAAAAAUCUGCUAUAGGUUUAUUGAUCAAAGCGUCCGAAGCAGAGAAGGCAGGCUCGCGCCUCACAGAACAAGAGGUUAUCGACGAGAUGCGGACGCUCUUGUUUGCUGGGUACGAGACGAGCUCAAUCAGCUUAACCUGGGCCCUUAUCGAGGUCUCCAAGGACCAAAACACACAGCGCCUCCUCCGCGAAGAGCUCUCCCACUUCUACGAAGGCGGAGCGGACCCAUCCUACGACGAGCUCACCAACCCCACGACACUGCCCACGCUCGACGCCGUCGUGCACGAGGUCCUGCGGUUGCAUCCACCUCUGCCAGAGGUCACACGCGUCGCCCUUCAAGACGACGUCCUUCCGCUCUCUGCCCCGCUCACCACCGCGUCGGGCCACAUUGUGGACACCAUCACGAUCGCAAAGGGAACACUCGUCACCACCUCGAUGCAGUAUCUCAACCGCUCCGAGAAGUUCUGGGGCCCCGACGCAAAGGAGUUCAAGCCCUCCCGCUGGCUCGCCACGCGGCAGGAUAGCCCCGAGGGAGGCGACGGCGGGAAGUGGGAGCCGGAGUACGCGGCGAAGGAGCUGCACGGCCACCGCCACCUGUGGAGCUUCAACGAUGGGCCGCGCAUGUGUCUGGGAAAGAACUUUGCGCUGGCCGAGUUCAAGGCUUCACUUUCCGUCCUCAUCCGCAACUUCGCGUUCGAGCUGCGCGAUCCCAAGAACGACGCUGCGAUCAACUCGGCGGACAACCUCGUGCGUCCUAAGAUCGCAGGGGAAGCCAGGAUUGAUGUGCCGCUACGGGUGAGGCGUGUUCAAGGGCGGGAAUGAAGUUUUAUACGAGCAUGAUGUGUGGACCUCGGACGUCGAGUCGUAAUCGUGUAGUGCCGCGGAUGGGAAAUAUAGAUGAGGCUGAAGCUAUCACCAACAAGUCAGUAUAUCAGUAUACACAGC
Molecule: messenger RNA, 2443 nt
Organism: Coniophora puteana RWD-64-598 SS2
Lineage: Eukaryota; Fungi; Basidiomycota; Agaricomycetes; Boletales; Coniophoraceae
Product: cytochrome P450
Exons: 8
Coding region: 611-2320 (569 amino acids)
Molecular function (GO): iron ion binding; heme binding; monooxygenase activity
Source: RefSeq, a predicted model, not a curated record